Triplophysa rosa is the source of this 3152-nucleotide messenger RNA. RefSeq names its product lysyl oxidase-like 3a (gene loxl3a). Gene Ontology annotation, biological process: peptidyl-lysine oxidation. The coding region runs from base 128 to 2452 and encodes 774 amino acids. Lineage: Eukaryota; Metazoa; Chordata; Actinopteri; Cypriniformes; Nemacheilidae. The record is from RefSeq and is a predicted model, not a curated record. Gene Ontology annotation, molecular function: protein-lysine 6-oxidase activity; copper ion binding. Gene Ontology annotation, cellular component: membrane. The transcript is spliced from 13 exons.
AAACACGCCCCUGCAUCCAGCCAGAUCCAGAUCUCUCUCUCUCUCUCUCUCUCUGUCUCUCUGCAGUCCUGUGGUUUCUCUGAACUUACGCUGACUCUCUGCAGAAAUCUACAUCCAGGAUUCAGCCAUGCUGAGAGGGGGAUUAUGGAAUAUGAUGGUUGCUAUGAUGCUGUGGGCCGUCUGGCUGGCCCCCUGUCUUGGCCAGACCACCUCACCCUCUCAGGAUGGAAAAAUCAAGGUCCGUCUGGCUGGAUACCCUCGCAAGCACAAUGAAGGGAGGGUGGAAGUAUUUUACGAGGGAGAGUGGGGAACUAUCUGCGAUGAUGACUUCACCUUGACCAACGCUCAUGUUCUGUGUCGCCAUCUAGGGUUCGUGGAGGCAACAAGCUGGUCGCACAAUGCCAAGUACGGACCGGGCACUGGUAAAAUCUGGCUGGAUAAUGUCAUAUGUGGAGGCUCAGAAAACAGCAUUGAGAAAUGUGUGUCCCGGGGCUGGGGGAACAGUGAUUGUACUCACCAGGAGGAUGCCGGCGUGGUCUGUAAGGACGAGAGGCUUCCGGGUUUCACAGACUCCAACAUCAUUGAGAUGCAAGUGGAUGAAAACAGACUGGAAAAGAUUCGUCUGCGUCCCCUCUCAGGUGUCCAUUCGGGCCGCGUGCCCGUGACAGAGGGACUGAUAGAGGUCAAGUUUAAAGGAGGAUGGGGUCAGAUAUGCAACACUGGCUGGACCAUCAAAAACUCUCGGGUGGUGUGUGGCAUGAUGGGAUUCCCUUUACAGAGGACUAUGGCAGGGACACCUCAUAGUCCUCAGAGUGUGUACAGAAUCCAUUCUGUGUCCUGCACAGGAAAUGAGGCUCAUCUGUCAGCGUGCUCUAUGGAGUUCGGUGAGUUGAACUCUAGCGCCCCCUGUCCCAGCGGUGGACCCGCUGCAGUCAGCUGUGUGCCCGGACCUCGGUUCACACGGAGCAGAUCACGCAGGGUCAAGCUCAAUUCAACGUCUACGGUGCGUCUGAAGGGCGGAGCCAAAACAGGUGAAGGUCGCGUUGAGGUCCUGAAGGAGAAGGAAUGGGGCACGGUCUGUGAUGACCACUGGAACCUGCCGUCGGCCAGCGUGGUGUGUAGAGAACUUGGCUUUGGCACAGCUAAAGAGGCCCUGACCGGAGCACGAAUGGGCCAGGGCAUGGGUCCCAUCUACAUGAAUGAGGUUCAGUGUCAUGGAGAUGAGAAAAGCUUGUGGGAUUGUCCUCAUAAGAGCAUCACUGCUGGAGACUGCAAACACAUGGAAGACGCAUCCGUCGUCUGCAACAUUCCCUACAUGGGCUACGAGAAAACGAUCCGCCUGACAGGGGGGAGAACGCGUCUGGAGGGGAGGGUGGAGCUCCUGCACUCCGGGGGCAGCGGGGUGAGGGGUUGGGGGCUGAUCUGUGGGGAUGGAUGGACAUCUCGGGAGGCCAUGGUAGUGUGCAGACAGCUGGGGCUGGGACACGCCAGCAGCGGCCUGAGAGUAAGACAGAUUCGCAUAUUCCACAUCAAAACACAAAGCAACACAUUUUCACCAUCUUAUUUCUUCGAGUCUCGGCUGAUAAUAGCAAUGGGUUCUCUUCCUAAGGAAACGUGGUACUGGGACAGCAGUAAUGUGACAGAGAUGGUGCUGAGCGGAGUGAAAUGCAAAGGAGAUGAAAUGACUUUAACCGACUGUCAACAUCAUUCUACGGUCAGCUGCAAGAGAGCAGGAGCCGAGUUUUCUGCCGGCGUCAUUUGCUCAGACACGGCAUCUGACCUGGUCCUGAAUGCCCCAUUGGUGGAGCAGACGGUUUACAUCGAGGACCGCCCCCUGCACCUGCUGUACUGCGCGGCGGAGGAGAACUGUCUCACCCAAUCGGCAGCCAAAGCCAACUGGCCGUACGGUCAGCGUCGCCUGCUCCGUUUCUCCUCACAGAUCCACAACAUCGGCAAAGCUGACUUCCGGCCACGUCUCGGCCGACACUCGUGGGUCUGGCACGAGUGUCACAGGCACUAUCACAGUAUGGAUAUCUUCACCUAUUAUGACCUGCUGUCUCUAAAUGGGACCAAAGUGGCUGAUGGACACAAGGCUAGCUUCUGUCUGGAAGACACCCAGUGCCAUGAGGGUGUUUCAAAACGAUAUGAAUGUGCUAACUUUGGAGAGCAGGGCAUCACGGUGGGCUGUUGGGACUUGUACAGACAUGACAUUGACUGCCAGUGGAUCGACAUCACGGAUGUCAAACCGGGAAACUACAUACUACAGGUCAUAAUAAACCCCAACUUUGAGGUAGCUGAGAGUGACUUUACCAACAACGCCAUGCGGUGCAACUGCAAAUACGACGGCAACCACGUCUGGUUGCAUCAAUGUCAUCUUGGUGACUCAUUUAGUGAGGAGGCUGAGAAACAGUUUGAGCAUUACCCUGGCCAGCUCAACAACAAGAUCUCAUAACAUCAUUCACCAAACUGCGAGAGAACUGCAAGAACCACAUGGAUCUGAACGGAGACAUUUUAUUAACUUUGUAUUACUGUCGAUCUGAAUGAGAUCUGACGCAACUGUGGUCCGAUCACAUGAUGUCAUAAUGAGUUUACUUUUAUAUGAGGUCAUUGAAAAACAGCAUUAUGUAGUCGAGGGCUUCAGAGACCGAACAGAUCUGUGACUGUGGCCUGAGGCUUUGACUAUGUAAAUAUAAGCGGUUGGUUAGAGAAUGACUGUGGCUGUACACUUCCUCUUUUAUGAAGGAAGAUGGUUCACGCGAAACAUUUCAUUCAGUGAAAUUAAAAGAUUUGUAGACACAUGUAUUCUUUCAGCAGAGGUUUUUAUCCAAAACAAGUGUUCAACUUUUUGCCUUGGAGCCAAAAAAGCAUUAGGGAAAUCUAAAUGAUGCUUGUGUACAGAUUGUUUUUGUGAAUUUCUCUUCAUAUUAGACAUUACACUAUAUUAUUUUUUUAAAUUGCAGUAUAUGAAAUCGGUUGCCCCAGCAAGAGUCCCCUUAAUUUAGCAAAACUUACGACGCUCACACCGUUCGUAAAACACAAUCUUCUCCUUGUCUACAUAAACAGCUAAUAUAGAAAAAUAAUGUAAAAAAACAUUUGAACGUGUACGUUUCUCAAAUCUGAAUAAAAUGAAGGCAGUUAUCGUCAGAAAAUGA